UGACCGUGACCUGCGAGCACAUCUUCUGUCUUUAUGUGCUCUACCAACACAUCGACCCCGACGAAGGCAGCCAAUACCGCCAAUGGCUGCUCUCGCAGCACACGCCGACGGCUCCUGGGGCAUCGCGCAGCCCUACGAGAGGCUACGCGCGCCGUCGCUGUACACAGUGAAUCCUGCUGCACCAAGCGAGAUCCGGCGACUGGGCAGGCAUCAAUCCGCCCAUGCACGCAGGUAUCAACGCCCUUUUACUCGAGGGGUACAAGUUACACGAGGAACCUAUCCAGCUUAGUCUAGCAGCCAUCGAACGCUUCCACCGAAAAGACAACCAUGGCAAGCGCCUCCAAUGCUCUCUCUUCCCGGUCUGGGAUACUGUACUCAUGAUUCGCACAUUUUGUGAACCCUCGCAUGAGGCCUCGCAGAUGAUUGGCUCUAAUAUACAAGGAUUCUCGGUCUCGUUUAGUAGCGUCUGGUCCUGCAUCUCGGCCCUGCAUCUUAACUAUAUGCCCUAUACCCGAGACUUGUUGCCUAGAAUGCAUAUAGAUAUAUUAUCUGUUUUCCUUCUAAUUACCUCAACUCAACAUGCACUACACCAACAUCGCACCUCUCCUACACCGAAUGACUGAAGAUGCCAUCCGGACUCCUCAUCGCGCAACUCGCCGUCUACACCCCACUGACACUUCCAACCCUCUACCUUCUCUUCUGCUACGGCCGCCACGGCCCCCUCGCCUGGUUCUACUACCUCGCC
Messenger RNA from Aspergillus uvarum CBS 121591, 745 nucleotides. RefSeq lists its product as uncharacterized. The record is from RefSeq and is a predicted model, not a curated record. NCBI's taxonomy places the organism in Eukaryota, Fungi, Ascomycota, Eurotiomycetes, Eurotiales, Aspergillaceae. The transcript has a single exon. The coding region runs from base 222 to 623 and encodes 133 amino acids.